This is a messenger RNA of Chondrus crispus (carragheen), 1548 nucleotides long. RefSeq lists its product as hypothetical. Lineage: Eukaryota; Rhodophyta; Florideophyceae; Gigartinales; Gigartinaceae. Bases 215 to 991 code for a protein of 258 amino acids. The transcript has 6 exons. The record is from RefSeq and is a predicted model, not a curated record.
UAGCCAUCUGCCUUCGCAACAGCCAUCCGCGGCUGUUCGGAUCAACGACGACCCGCCGCCUCACCGACAACUUCCAACCUGACCAUUGCACUCGGCAGACACUCUGUGGUGUUGGUCUCCGGAAACGAUCACUCAUCUCAGCACUUGGAUUGCAAUCGAUCUUUUCGUUGACAUUUGCGUCGCUAUGGUUGUCUCCGAACUCGCUGCCGCGACUAUGAUCGCUGUCUGUGGCUUUAGAAAUAGCUACCGCAUCAUUCUCAAAGGAGAACGUCUUAUUCGCCGCAAGAUACGGCGGCCAUCUUCAAUUGUCGAAGGGUACGACUCUUUCCCCCGAUAUUUUAUACGUCGCGUCUUCCGCGCAGGCCUUGUCAUCGCUAUGCGCUGGGAAGGCCGAGCAAAGAACGCUGCACAAAUGGCUGCCGACGCCCGCAUGCGUGCGCGCUCAGCUCAAAAGGCCGUUUCUUCUCGAGUCGAACAAGCGCGUCAUCGCGCAGAGGACGUGCGCGCCCAAGCCCAGGACCAAGCCGCCGCCAUGCGCGAACACGCUGCGCGGGCACGCCAACGCGCAGAAGACGUCCGAACAAAAGCACGAGAGUCUGCCGAUCGUAUUCGAGAUACCGCUGCUUCUGCACGUAAACGCGCGGAUGACUUGCGUGCCACUGCCAGUGAGUCGGCGGAGAGAAUGAGAGGGCGGGCAGCAGACGCACGACAGAAGGCCGCACAAGUAAGAGAUGCGGCUGUUAAGGCGAAAGAAGCGGCCUUCGCGGCGAAAGACCGCGUCGUGGAAAUUAAGAAUAGGGUCAGGGAACGCGUCUCCCCGGCGAAGGCUGCGGAAGUAGGGGAGGUGAAGAAAAUUGAGGGGAACGGACAAGCCCAAGGACGAAAGCGCAAGGAUAGCAGUACGUGCGAGAAGAGGACAUUUCAUUCGAGAGGUCUGGCAGAGGUCGGCGAGCCUGAAAAGCGUCUUCUAGUGAGGACAAGGAUUUUGUAGGCCAGUGUUUUCGGUUUCGAAGAAGUUUUGGUGCUGUAUCGUGGUGCGCUUAAGCGCCGAAGAGGGCAGCUCUUCUCAGCGUGGCGAUGAACGUAAUGCUGCGUUUGGUGAUCCUAGGGAUUGACACGAAGCUGCCCUGCACAUGCGCCGUUCUCAUAUGUCGUUGUGACAUAUCCCGCCGUCUGGAGCGAAGGGAUGCGUAUCAUUGGUAUCAUUUAGCGCACGGCAUCAAACGAGUGUCAAUUAGGGCCGUCAUUGCAACCCCUCAUUGGGUGAAAAGAGCUCGUGCCAGAACACCGUGAAUGCUUAAUCAUCCGCCAAAAAGAGAAGCGCAGGCAGUUAUUUAUGCGCUACGCAUGUUGUUCUCGCAACCAUGCGCAUUCUUUCAAACGUACAUCAAAAAGGCCGAUGGAAUUGGCCAAGUAUUGCACUGGAGUGCCGCUUCACAUUUCAAAGCCCUGCACCGUAGGUAGACACCAGAGACACAGACAAACGUCCACAGAAAACCCUAAGAGCAACUGAGCACAUAAAUGGAUAAAUAGAGGAUCUCUUCAUCU